Molecule: messenger RNA, 1498 nt
Organism: Solea senegalensis (Senegalese sole)
Lineage: Eukaryota; Metazoa; Chordata; Actinopteri; Pleuronectiformes; Soleidae
Product: wee1-like protein kinase 2
Exons: 9
Biological process (GO): regulation of meiosis I; protein phosphorylation
Molecular function (GO): ATP binding; protein kinase activity
Source: RefSeq, a predicted model, not a curated record
CACAGUCUGACGUCAUCUGAGGAGGAUGAUGAGGCCUUUCUCCCACGAAAGAAGCGAGCUGUCCAAGCCUUCAUGCUGACACGCUAUGAGAGUGAGUUUCUGGAGCUGGAGUGCAUUGGCGUUGGCGAGUUUGGGGCAGUUUAUAAGUGUGUGAAGAGGCUGGAUGGCUGCUUGUAUGCCAUAAAACGCUCUCGCCGUCCCCUGGCAGGCUCUGCCAACGAGCAGCUGGCACUAAAGGAAGUGUAUGCACAUGCUGUUCUUGGGCACCACCCACAUGUUGUUCGCUAUUACUCAGCAUGGGCAGAGGACGAUCACAUGAUUAUUCAGAAUGAAUAUUGUGAUGGUGGAAGUCUCAGUGAUGCCAUUGUGAAGAAGCAGCAGGGGCAAUGCGAGUUGUUUUCAGUGGCAGAGCUGAAGGAUCUGCUCUUACAAGUGUCCAUGGGUCUGAAAUACAUCCACAGCUCAGGCCUGGUACACUUGGACAUCAAACCAAGUAAUAUUUUCAUUUGCCAGCGUCCCUGCACGACUGUGGCAGGUGAGGGGGAGAGCGAAGAUGAAGACGACCGCAGCACCUCUGUUGGAGUCGUUUACAAAAUUGGGGACCUGGGUCAUGUGACCUCAAGCAGCAAUCCUCAAGUUGAGGAAGGGGAUAGUCGCUUUCUGGCCAGUGAGGUCCUACAUGAGGAUUACAGUCACCUUCCCAAGGCAGAUAUCUUUGCUCUUGGCCUUACCAUGCUGCUGGCCGCUGGGGCUCCUCCUCUUCCACAAAAUGGAGAUGAGUGGCACAGCCUUAGAGAGGGGAAACUUCCCCAGCUGCCACAGGAGCUCCCAGCCUCCUUUAGAGGACUACUUCAGCUGUUGUUGGAUACGGACCCGAGAAAGCGACCAUCUGCCAGAGAGCUUUGCAAGCACGCGGCCUUAAGGGAGGAGAGGACUGGGAGGUUGGCUGCUCAGCUGCGCAGAGAGCUCAAUGUAGAGAAGUUUAGGACAGCCAUGCUUGAAAAAGAGCUCCAGGAGGCUCGUCAAGCAGCGUUGUCACCCAAACAGGGCCUCCCUCUCGGGCUGAAACCUGCUAAGAUGGGGCCUCUGGCCAAAUCAGGAAGGAGACUCGUUGGCAGGAACACAGCGCGAUCAGUCACCUAUGAUUUCCACGGAUAAUUGUGACUGAUGGUAUAAUGGGGGACCGACUUGUGUAUGCCAGAAUACUUCUGAAAAUGACAACAUGGUUUGUGGGGCUUCAUAGGACUCAUGUAACUGAAAGACUGGGGCAGCACUUGGUCUAAGGGAUCAUUUCAACAUCUCAUCACUGCUGCAGAGCAUUUCCUCUGACCAGUCAAAGUUUUGUUUUAUUUUCUUUUUUAAUUGUAAAUAAACAUUUUAAGAAUUUUAUCAGGUGGGUUUAGUUUCUAAUUUGAAUCUCUGCAUGUCUUUUAACGUGUGUUGCUGUGUAAUGGAAAAAGUACUUAUAUUAAAAAAAAAAGAAAUGCUGUUUGCCAAA